AUAUCCCUUUUCAUACAUAGAUACAUACAUACAUACAUACAGGUAUUCAUUGUUGUUUGAAAUUUUCUCAAGAAAAAAUUAAAUAAAAAUGUUGAAAUAAAAAAAUAUUUAAACAUUACUACAAAAACAAUUAAAAAUGGCUACUACCAUUUCAUUCCAAUAUUGUGGCACGUGAUAGUGACAGAUUAGAUGCGCACAAGUUGGUAAUGGUCAUAUGGAUGACGAUAGCACGAAAAGAACAGAUACUCACGUAAGAGUGAGCCCAAUAAUAACUAAAUUCUGACAACAAUCUGGCGACAAUUAACAAAGGUACAUCAUAUAAAUGGAAUAUACGUGAAUUUUGAAAUGGCUGGUUUUAAAUUUUAUGGUUUGAAGUAACACAUCAAACCGAAUCAACGAUACAAAAACAGAUCAAAGUGUAAUAAUGGCAUUCCCUCCACUGGUUAGUUCAACACCUCCACCUCUUGAUAGUUUUCGUGAGAGUGAUGAUGAUGAAUUUGGUGAUUAUGCAACUGGAGGCAUUGAUGGGUCAUCAACAACAACGGAUUCACCUCGAGAAAAUUUAACUCCAAUACAAACUCCAAUUCCAUCAACAACAACAUCUCCACAAAUUAUUAAUAGUACAACACAUCAUUCACCGAGCGUGGAUAUUUUAUCUGUACCUAACGGUCUUCAUAAAUCAUGCAUAAACGAUGAUAUUAUGAUUGUGGAAAAAAUAGAUGAUACAGUGAGCAGUAUAAAACUAGAUCUUAAAAUUUAUAGUGAUGGCACAACAAACAGUAAUUCAGACUUGAUAUUAAGUAGAGACACAGAGCUACAAGAGUCAACUGAUGAACAAAAUAAUGAAAGCAAUAGAAUUGAUAGAAAAGAAACUAAUCAAGCUAAUUUAGAUAAAACAAGUGCUAUUAAUGGUGAUGGUGGUGAUGUAGUUAGUAGUGACAUAAAUAGUUUAGCAGGCACGUUUAAAAUUACAGAUGAUCAAAAUUAUUCCCUUGAUAAGCUCGAAAUCAAUGAAGAUCACGAGCCAUUGAGUUUAAUUCUUGAUGAUCCUACAACUGUUGAAAUCUUACAUCCAGAUUUAGACGAUGAUUUUUAUAAUUAUAAUCAUUUUGACAAAUCAUUAGAGCACGAUAGUUCACAAAUAAGUGAUAAUAAACUCAAAGUAACAUCGAAUCAUCAAGUUAACGAUGUAAAAAGUACCAGUGAUGAAUCAACUAAUGUAAAAAAAUACGAAACGAAUAUUUGUUUGAGAGAGAAUGAGAAUAAGAUAGUCAAAUUCAAUGAAAAUAAUGAAAAACAUGUUGAUAAUUUAUUUGAUAAAGUAUCGUCCGAUUUUUCCGAUUUACUUAUUGCACAUGGAAGCCAUGUGAAUGGUGUGAAUAAUUUUACAAUAUCUGGUAUUGAAACUGAAAUAGAUGUACUUAAAACAGAGUCAAUAAGAUAUAAUGAGGAUAAGACAAAAAGUUCAAAUAAUUUGGUUAACUUUAAUUUUGAUUUUGAUAAGACUGUAAUUGUUAAUGACACCCAUGUAAAUGAAGUAACUGAAGAUAAUAGUGAUACUAACAUUCCAUCAAUGGGUGAUGAAUUUGGUGAUUUUAGUGACUUUAAUAAUAUAAUAAUCAACCCUGCAGAUAAUCAAAAUAUUAAUAGUUCAGAACAAAUGAAACUAGCUGAUGAAUUCAAUAAAUCAACUAUUGAACAAGUUGAUAAAAUUAGCGGAAGUACUUUUUCGAGUUUCAUAGACUAUCAAUGUACAGAAAAUAAUGAUAAAAGUAAAAUAGAUGUUUUGGAGACAAGAGAUUUUUUUGCAACAAUAGAUUUAUCUAAUAGAGAAACUAUAAUAAAUUCAGAGCAAAAUUCACUGCCAAUAAUUAUUCCAAGUCAAGAAUCAACAGAUGAUAAUAGUACUUUUCCAAUGUCUUCAAACAGUGAUGAUGAUACAACUGAAAAUUCCACUAAAAAUAUUAAAGAAAUAAAUUAUUUUAAUGCUGAUAUAAAAAAUUUAUCAACUUCGGAAUUGAAAAACCAAAAAGAAAAUGAUGAUUUUGGAGAUUUCGCUGACUUCUCAACGGAACCAAUAGCCGACUCACAAUCAUGGGCAUGUAGCGAAGAAUUUCCAAGGUUACCUGAUCCUAAUGAAAUUAUCGACGAUGAUGAUGAAUUUGGAGAUUUUAAUGGAUUUUCGUCUAUUUCAACACAUCCAACGAUAUCCAACAUUAAUUUAAGAGAAUCUAUCAGUCGAAUAGAAAAUAAAAACGCUGCAAAUAAAAUUGAAGACAUCAUAACAAAUAUGUUUGCUGUAGUUACUGAACUUCCGGAUAUUAAUUUAGAACCGUUAAUCAAUGACACAGAUUUUAUAUGGACAUCAUUAAAACAAAUAGAAGAGACAAAUGCUCUUACAUAUCAGUGGAAUAAUAGUGUCAGUAACAAUAUCCUUUUGCGAUCACUUGGCAUCGAUUCUAGAAAUAUUUUAUUUGGACCACGUUGGAACCCAAACAUUCCAAGAUUUGCAGCAAACUUAGGAUUUGCACCUCUGGAACCAAUGAAAGCUUCUCUUGAGACACAACAAGCAGUAUCAAGUUCAUCAAAACCAUCCCAUACGACGACGAAUGAUGAAGUACCAGCAGCACAGUUCGAUUGGAAUAGUUCUGGCUUGAUCAAUCCUUUAGAUUCAAAUGGUGGUCUCUCGGCGCUCUUAUCAUUAGAUUUGUUAUAUCCCUUCGAUCCUUUACUAACUCCUCAUUAUUCGGGGCACUCUGAAUCCUAUCACCAUCACGCUGCUUGCAACAGGAGCUCCAUAUAUUUCAAUACUGAAAAUUCUCAAGUUUCUGAUCAAAAUAAUCACCAUAAACAAUCAUCAGAAUCAAUGGAGAGUAAUUCAAGCAAACCUCAAAAACAAUACCAAUUAACAAAAAUUAUAGAACCAUUACCAGGACCUAGUACAGUUGAAUGGAAAACUAAAUCGGAUAACUUAGCAAGUACAGUAAAAAUAAGUAACAAUCAAAAAUUACCAAAAAAUUUGCAACAAAUGCCUAUCACUACUAAAUCAGUAGGAAUAAGUAAUGCAACUAAAUCUGACGCUAGUGGUUUCGAAUCUACUUUGAAUCGCAGUGAUUCUAAUAAAUUUAAUCAGCAUAGAAAUUCAUCAUUAUUAAAAAGAGAUCAUGCAGUUGAUUUAGAUUAUAAAGUGAUGGAUAUACAUGGCCGUCCUAUGGCAGUAAAACAAGAGACUGUUAAAGUGCUUAAGCAACUUCCAGAUUUAAGCUUUCUAAAUGCAAGAACACUGAUGUUUAAUCCUGAACAAAAACAGAUUGUUCAAGACCUCGGUGCUAUGAUCAACCGUAAGAUGCCUGGCUGAGUUACAUCGGUCUGAACACUAGUUUGAAAAAGGUUAAAUUAAUGAAACAUUUCUUUAUACCCUGUGAAAUGAAACCGGUUGAAUUCCUGCUUCGUUUCAAACUUGUGUUCAGACCAAUCAAAAUGAAUUAAUAUUUUUUUAUUUUCAACUUAUUGUUAGUUAAUCCAUUCAUGUAUUGCAUUUCUAUCCAUCAAACUUGAUAUAUUUCUGUAUAUUUUUGAAAUGCUAAAAAUUAGAAGAAUUUCAAAGAAUUGUAAUAACAUAAUUGUAAAUACGUCAUUGAGUAUUUGUUUGUUAAUAACCGAUAUAUCGAAUUUUAUGUUC
Messenger RNA from Chelonus insularis, 3682 nucleotides. It is a transcript of the gene Afti, whose product is annotated as aftiphilin. The transcript has 9 exons. NCBI's taxonomy places the organism in Eukaryota, Metazoa, Arthropoda, Insecta, Hymenoptera, Braconidae. Gene Ontology annotation, cellular component: AP-1 adaptor complex; trans-Golgi network membrane. The record is from RefSeq and is a predicted model, not a curated record. The coding region runs from base 425 to 3358 and encodes 977 amino acids. Gene Ontology annotation, biological process: intracellular transport. Gene Ontology annotation, molecular function: clathrin binding.